AUGGCUACGAGAAAUUUGUUAUUUCAAGUCCAUCAUGGUGGGAUAAUUGAUAGGCGGCAGAAUGAGGAAUAUGUUGGGGGUAAGACUGAUGUGUACCAUGAACCAUAUGAUGAGGAUCAACUAUCAUGGAUUGAGAUACAGACGAUUAUGGCCAAGUAUGGUUACCAUCCAGGUGACCUAGUCUACUAUAGACACCCUAGCUUGAGGAUGCACAAUGGUCUUAAAUUGCUUACAUCUGACCAUGAUGUGCUGUCUAUGGUGGCUGCGCUUCAGGAUCAACAAGUGGCUCAUUUGUAUCUUGUGUCUCAUUCUCGAACUUCAGUGCACCAGUCUUCUUUGCAUGAUCAUCAUGUCGAGGAGGAUGUGAGUGAGGAUGAGGAGGAAGCAGAAGCACGUCGCCUUGGACUUAAUGAUCCAUUUUGGAAAGAAGUGUUGAGUAGUGAGGAUGAGUUGUAUGACAUUGAUGUCAAUACAGUGGGAACAUCGAGGUCAAAGCCUGCACAACCAAGGAGUAAAGGUGUUGAGUCUCAAGUGACAGUUGAUGAUAAAGAGCCACAAUCUUCCUCAGAUGCUGAGGAUGAGGAGGAUGAAGGGAGGAAUCAAGACAGAAGUGGUCCAAGGUGGCCAGAGGAGGAUGACAUAGGUAAUUGUUCUGAUAUGACACCAAGUGACGUCCUUCAAUCUCCUGUCCAUAGUGGUGACGAAGGACAUCAUGAUUUUAAGUUUCCCGAGUUUCAAGCUGUUGACUUGGAGAAGCCAAAAAUAUCUGUUGGAAUGAAGUUUGGAUCUACAGCACAGUUUAGAGAGACAAUAAGGAGGUUGAACCUAAAUAUAGGUAAAUCGAUAAAAUUUGCAAAGAAUGAUGGGGAUAGGGUUACUGUUGUCUGCAAUACCCCUAAAUGUCCUUACCGGGUUUAUGGAUAA
Juglans regia (Persian walnut) is the source of this 924-nucleotide messenger RNA. RefSeq lists its product as uncharacterized. NCBI's taxonomy places the organism in Eukaryota, Viridiplantae, Streptophyta, Magnoliopsida, Fagales, Juglandaceae. The record is from RefSeq and is a predicted model, not a curated record. The transcript has 3 exons. The coding region runs from base 1 to 924 and encodes 307 amino acids.